AUGAGAUCAUGCCAUGAUGCUCCAUUUUCGGACAUCUUGGCUUCUCAGAUCUCGACGCCUGAGUCUACGACGUCUUCGACAUCCUCCAAUGCCAAAGGCGCAGAGCACACCUGCCCGAAUGAGGUGCCAUGCAGAAGGAGCUGGUACAUCGCUGCAGGUAUCUCUCUGUUGAUCAUUGGGCAGGUCUUUCUGAUUUGCUGGGCCUGUAUGCCAGCACCACCAUAUGGCUUUGGCCAUCAACAUGUGAUCUUCACACCGCAUGGAUCCUUUGCCUACAACCAAGUCUUAGCCACGAUGCACUGCAUUUGUGCCCUGACCUUUUGCUUGAUUUGGCGACGAGGAGAUGCCCCGAUCUUACUCUCUGAGCCUCAGAUCUAUCUGAUGACCGGAUGGUCCUUUUGGCUGUUGGGAGCCGCCUACUCGUUGGUGGUCUUGCGAGGAUUGUCCAUGGCAGUCCAGAUUGUCGUGGCCUCCUUCCAGGGUGCCAGCUGCGCCUGUAUCGAGUUUGCCUUUACCUACCUGCUCCAGUGCCGGCUUUCCUUGCUGGAAAGAGGCUUCGGCUCUCCUAUGGGUUCACAGGUGGCCUGGCGGAUCCGGCUCUUCACCAUGGUGUGCCAACUGAGCUUGGUGGUCAUCGGCGCGCAAGGGGAGGCGAUCGGAUCCCAAAAGGCAAUCGACUGGGCCUAUGCAGCUUUCCAUUUGACUGCGGCCAUUGGUGUCACAAGCAUCUUGUUGGUCUCGGUGCGUGCAUUUUGGUCCGUGACCAAUGCAAUGAGAGAGAUCCCGGUACCAAAGCAAAGCUUCGCCAAGAUGGAGAAGGAGUGGUCCUUGAAUGUCUUCAAGCGGAUGACACUGGCUGUUGUAGUUUCGGCUUCAGUAAGUAUCACCGCACACUUGUUUUGUGUCCAUGCCAUCCUUCUAGUCCAUGGGGGUUUUCGAGCCAUUCUGGGCACGGCAUAUCACUUCGCAGACAUCGUGGCCGAAGUGAUGGGGCUCAUUUUCAUUGUGGGAAUCCUGAAGCCUGAGAUGCCGGAUAUCAAGCCGGAAAUCCGAUCCAUGCGUGGGGCGUCGAUGCUGUUUGAUUCAUCGCAGAAUCCUUGGAAUGCCAAGGUGCAGGAGCUCGCUCAUUGCAGCAUCGAUCUGGAGAACCUGUUGGAUUUCUAUGAUAAGUUGGGAGGAGAGACCAUGAAGCAUUUCAAUCCUUUCCUGUCGACCACAGCAGAUGUAGUCCGGCAGGCCGUGAUUCCCCUCUCUAGGAUGGAAGGAAUGGAAGGAAGAGGCUUUGCUUACACCGAUGUGCUGGCUGCAAAAGGUAAGCUGAGCCAGCAGAUGCCAGAUUGUAUGGUGACUCACACUUGGUCUGGCCUCUUCCUUCACUUGGUUGCUGCCAUCGUGUCAGAUGCACUAGGGCUGGAUGAAUAUCAUCGGAUAGCAUCAAAGAUGAGCAGUGGCAAACUUAUGCGGGUCAAGCAAAAGCUUGCUGCAAAGGGUGUGCUGCACAACAGAUACUGGAUUUGCUGCUUUUGUGUGAAUCAGCAUGCCAGCAUUUGUAAUGGUGUCGGAGAGGCUCCUUCUGAUCCAGCAGCGCUUGCUCGCUGGGAACGGAACCGCAGAGACACAGUGACAGGUCAACUGUUGAGCCUUUGCGAUUGCAAGGAGCCCAAAGUUUUGAAUGAUCAGCCAGACAAAUGCGAACUGAACAAGUUUCAUUCCAUGAUGCUUUGGCUUCAACAGCAGAAGCCGAACUUCCGGCAGCUUGUUGCGGCAGAUGGCGACUUCAAUGUCUUUGAGCGAGCAUGGUGUGUCGCGGAAUUGGUGGCAGCACAUGAUGCUGACAUCCCACAGCGGAUUUGCCUUUAUUCCAACAGUCCAUUUGACUUCGAUGAAGAAGACCUGUCUGCCUAUGCCAAGUUGGCCAGCAUUUCAGUGGCUAAUAGUGUGGCAACGCGGCAGGAGGACAAGGAGAUGGUCUUGCAACAGAUCUUCUCCGUGAAGGACUUCGACCGAGAGUUGCAGCACUUGAUCUUUGGCAACCGUUUGGUGAAGCAGAAGUCUAUCGGUUACGACUCCUUGGCCCUUGCCGCGCGGACGUCUCGGCGGCUUCAAGCGGUAUGGGACCAGGUCAGAGGUGGCGACGUGAAGCUUGCCGCGGGGUUACUGUAA
Durusdinium trenchii is the source of this 2163-nucleotide messenger RNA. The record is from the annotation of a GenBank genome assembly. Lineage: Eukaryota; Dinophyceae; Suessiales; Symbiodiniaceae.